Cyphomyrmex costatus is the source of this 1405-nucleotide messenger RNA. RefSeq names its product glucose-fructose oxidoreductase domain-containing protein 1. NCBI's taxonomy places the organism in Eukaryota, Metazoa, Arthropoda, Insecta, Hymenoptera, Formicidae. The record is from RefSeq and is a predicted model, not a curated record. Gene Ontology annotation, molecular function: nucleotide binding. Bases 240 to 1400 code for a protein of 386 amino acids. The transcript is spliced from 2 exons.
UCUUCAUUCUUAUGAUUCACCUCUGCUGUCGUAAACAAAUUCGGUAAUACGUGACCUACAUUAUAAUUCCGAAAAUGAAGAAGCGUGACUAAAUAUCAAGUGAAAUUGAAAAUAAAUACCAUAAGCUAGACACUUUUUACUCUUUGAAGAGUGGAAAUUGUUCUCCUCUCGCGUUAUAGGUUAAGUUCAAGAGAGGAAUAUAAAGGAAAAAAGAACGAACGUGCCUCCACGCGUUCAGGAUGACGUUACCCGGCAUCGGGGUGUUUGGCACAGGCAGCAUCGUCAGAAUCAUUAUACCCUUCCUGAGGGAGAAGGGCUUCAGAAUCGAGGCUAUAUGGGGUCGUACAUUGGCGGAGGUCUCGGAGGUAGCCAAUGACCUCCAAAUACCGUUUCACACAAGCCGCAUAGAUGAUGUUCUUCUGAGGAAGGACGUGGACCUGAUCUUCAUAAUGUGUUCGCCAAGCUUGCAUUCCCAGAUCGCUGUCAAAGCUCUAGGUAUAGGGAAACACGUUGUGUGUGAUAAACCUGCGGGUCUCAGUCAAAGUGAGGCCUUGAAGAUGGUACGGGCCGCGCAGUAUUAUCCUUCGCUUAUCAGCAUAGUUAAUCACAGUCUAAGGUUUUUACCAGCCUUCGUACAUAUGAAGAAAGCCCUGGAAGAUGGAUAUUUGGGUGGACCUGUAACAAUUAUAGAAGUGCGAGUGCACAUGGGCAGUUUAUUACACAAUGGAUAUGAUUGGUUGUGUGACGAUACAAUGGGUGGAGGAAUCUUGGCAUUGGUGGGCAGUCACGUUAUAGAUUUGAUUUUUCAUUUGAUGGGUCAACGAGCUUCGAAGGUACACGCUGUUGUGAGGACGUUUACUCAAACAACCAAGUAUAUUAAUGGGAUCAGGCACGUCACGUCACCAGAUUUCUGUAGCUUUCAAAUGGAAUUGAGUGGCGGUACUUUAGUCACGGCUACUCUAAGCAAUCAUUUGCAAGGUCAGCUUUCUCAAGAGGUAUUGAUAUGCGGAGGUGGUAAUCACCUGAUUGUUCGAGGCGGAGAUCUGUAUGGAUGUCGUGGUGAACAAGAGGAAAUCCUGUAUCGUGAUACGGAUGACUUACAAGGAAUAUCCUUACCGAUUGCGGACUCCAUACCCAGGCCUUACAUUAAAGGACUUAGGAAGAUGAUCACAGCGCUAAGAGAAGCCUUUCAAUCUGUGGAGGAUAAAAGAGGAUGGAUUAAAGAACCGGUCUUCUCCGCUUCUACAUUCGAAGAUGGCUUGUACGUGCAAGCGGUUAUUGAUGCGUUGCGACAGAGUAACAAACAACGUGGAUGGGUGAAAGUUAACAUUCUGACAGAAGAGCCGGAUCCGAAUCCUUUGCUGAGCGCUGCUGUCAGAGCUACAGCCAUCUCGAUAUAAGUCUG